This is a messenger RNA of Penicillium antarcticum, 1455 nucleotides long. RefSeq names its product putative MFS glucose transporter. Gene Ontology annotation, cellular component: membrane. Gene Ontology annotation, molecular function: hexose transmembrane transporter activity. Lineage: Eukaryota; Fungi; Ascomycota; Eurotiomycetes; Eurotiales; Aspergillaceae. The coding region runs from base 1 to 1455 and encodes 484 amino acids. The transcript has 2 exons. The record is from RefSeq and is a predicted model, not a curated record. Gene Ontology annotation, biological process: monosaccharide transmembrane transport.
AUGUCGGAUAUAUCGAGGAAGUCUAGCGUGACGCCGUAUCUGGUUUAUCUCGUCUUCAUCACCACGCUUGGCCCGCUUCAAUUCGGCUAUCACUUGGCUGAGUUAAAUGCCCCUCAAGCAGUGAUAACAUGUGAACGCAAAGGUAUUCACUCUGCAGGCAAAACAUUCCAUGGCCUACCGCAAUGUCUUGCGAUGAGUCCGUCUCAAUUCGGCCUGGUGUCUUCGAUCUACACGCUCGGUGGUCUGGUCGGGGCUCUGCUGGCAGGGCCUGUCUCGACUAAGUAUGGGCGUCUUCUUGCACUCCGGGCGACUACGGUAUUCUUCAUCCUGGGUCCUGUGGCAGAGACACUCGCUCCCGGGAUCGGGCUUCUUAUCUUGGGUAGAUUCCUCUCUGGAAUUGGAUCCGGUGCUGCCAUUGUGGUUGGCCCAAUCUAUAUCUCAGAGAUUGCUCCUCCUAGUGCCCGAGGUUUCUUCGGUGCCUUCACUCAGAUCAUGACCAAUGUUGGCAUUCUGUUGACCCAAACACUGGGCUAUUUCUGGAGCGAAGCAAACAUCUGGCGACUGAUCCUAGCUGUGGCUGGAAUCAUUGGGGCCCUGGAACUUUUGGGGCUCUUCUUGGUACCAGAGAGUCCUGCCUGGCUCGCGGAACACGAAAAAGUCAGCCAUGCACGCAGAGUUCUACAGCGGAUCCGCGGCCGAGAUGCCGACAUCGAAGCGGAGAUUGCCAGCUGGAGGAGUUCGGAUGCUCCAUCUGAAGAAGAGUCCUUGCUUGCCCCAUCUUCAGAGACUCAAUCUGUCAAAAAGCCUUCUGUUACAUUCAUGCAGGUUGUCAAAGACCCUUACUACCGCCCAGCCAUCGUCGCCGUGGUUGGAGUAAUGGUCGCUCAACAAUUGACCGGGAUGAACAGCAUUGUCAUGUACAGCGUGUCCCUGUUGCAGAGCAUCUUGCCUACGACAGCCGCGUUGCUCACAGUGAUGAUCUCGGCUAUCAACCUCCUGAUCACGCUGGCGUGCUCACCACUACCCGACCGCAUCGGUCGCAAGACGUGUUUGAUGCUGAGUAUCUGCGGUAUGGGCAGCAGCUCCAUCCUCCUCGCAAUCAGCAUCUACAUGAACGCCAAGAUCCUGACUGCGAUCGCGGCAUUGCUCUUCGUGGCAUGCUUCGCGGUCGGACUUGGCCCGGUGCCCUUCAUUCUGGCUUCAGAGCUAGUUGGACCAGAAGCAGUUGGCGCAGCACAGAGCUGGGCACUGGGUGCCAACUGGAUUGCAACCUUUGUGGUUGCGCAAUUCUUCCCCAUCCUCAACGAUGCCCUCGGAGGUCGCGGAAAGGUCUAUUGGGUUUUUGCAGCUAUGGCGGCGUUGCUAGGUGGCUUCAUCUACCGAUAUGUACCAGAAACCAAGGGAAAAGCCAACGCUGAUGAAGUCUGGAAUCGGACGGACCGACGACAAGACUAA